CUUUAGGGCUCUACCUUAUCUCUCACGCGGCUUCGUACACUAUAUAUAAUUUGGCUAAUGUGCAGAGGAAAAGGUCAUCGAAUCAAUUAUAUAUUGAUAAGGAAAAAAGAAGAAGCAUGGCAAAGUGUAGAACAAAUGGUAAGAAAAUGAAUGGCAUGGUGAUGCUCAAAAUAGUGGUAGAAAGGCUACAGAAAAGUUUACUCUUAGGCAGGAAGAAUUCUUCUGAUUUGGAUGAAUUCGACGAAGAUACGAGGGAAUCGAAGAACUUGCCGAACGAUGUGAAGGAGGGACAUUUUGCAGUGAUUGCAGUGGAUGAUGAUGAAUUGAAGAGAUUCAUUGUGCCGUUGAGUUAUUUGACUCAUCCAUCAUUCUUGAGGCUAUUGGAGCAAGCUGCUGAGGAGUACGGGUUUGAUCAUGAAGGUGCACUCACCAUUCCUUGCCGGCCAAGUGAGCUCGAACACAUACUGAAGGAGCAAUGGGUGGAGCAGAGAGAUUCUAGGUUUCUUGUCAACUGGCCGGCCUCAUGAAGGAAGACAAUGCUCAAGAGCUGUUAAGCAUUUUAUUCUGUCUAAAGAUUUCCAUUUGUUCUUCCACAUUUAUUAUAUAGAAUCAGCACAGGAGUAAAAGGAACAACUAUUAAUGCUAUUAUAAAAUUGGAUAAAC
Molecule: messenger RNA, 663 nt
Organism: Olea europaea var. sylvestris
Lineage: Eukaryota; Viridiplantae; Streptophyta; Magnoliopsida; Lamiales; Oleaceae
Product: auxin-responsive protein SAUR50-like
Exons: 1
Coding region: 117-527 (136 amino acids)
Biological process (GO): response to auxin
Source: RefSeq, a predicted model, not a curated record